AUGCGCGGCCACAGGCUCUUGUCGGGCGUGCUCGCUCUGCUUCCUCUCUCAGUUGCUCAAAGCUGUUGGCGCAACACCACUUGUUCUGGUCCGACCGACAGCGCUUUCUCCGGGCCGUGGGAGAAGAACAUUUUCGCACCAUCGUCGAGAACUCUGAACCCUGAGAAGCUCUUUCUCAUUACGCAACCGGAUAAGACGGAAGACUAUACCCCAUUUGCGCUUCAUGGGAACGGGUCAUUGGUGGUCUAUGACUUUGGAAAAGAGGUUGGCGGCAUUGUUUCUGUAAACUUCAGCUCCACAGGCAGUGGUGCACUAGGAGUGGCCUUCACCGAAGCAAAGAACUACAUUGGGGAAUGGUCGGACUCGUCAAAUGGAGGCUUCAAAGGCCCCGAUGGUGCACUCUACGGUAAUUUCACCGAAGCCGGAAGCCACUACUAUGUGAUGCCGGAUAAGAGCUUGCGGGGUGGAUUUCGCUAUUUGACUCUUUUCCUGAUCACCAGCGACAACUCCACCAUUCACAUCGAGGAUGUGACCUUGGAGAUCGGCUUCCAGCCUACCUGGUCCAAUUUGAAGGCCUACCAGGGGUACUUCCACUCCAAUGACGACUUGCUCAACAAGAUCUGGUACACUGGUGCCUACACUCUGCAGACGAACGAGGUGCCGACCGACACGGGGCGUCAGAUCCCGGCGAUGGCCGAAGGCUGGGCGAACAAUUGCACCCUUGGACCUGGUGAUACGAUCAUUGUCGACGGAGCGAAGCGUGACCGUGCGGUAUGGCCGGGUGACAUGGGUAUUGCUGUGCCUUCGGCGUUUGUGAGUUUGGGCGACUUGGACAGUGUCAAGAAUGCGCUGCAGGUUAUGUACGACACUCAGGACAACUCGACAGGUGCAUUCGACGAGUCUGGCCCGCCGCUGAGCCAAAAAGACUCGGACACGUACCACAUGUGGACGAUGGUCGGGACCUACAACUACAUGCUCUAUACCAACGACAGCGAUUUCCUCGAGCAAAACUGGGAGGGUUAUCAGAAGGCUAUGGAUUAUAUCUACGGCAAGGUGACUUAUCCCAGCGGCUUGCUGAACGUCACGGGCACGCGCGACUGGGCCAGAUGGCAGCAGGGAUACAACAACUCCGAGGCGCAGAUGAUCUUAUAUCACACCCUCAACACAGGCGCAGAGCUCGCCACCUGGGCCGGAGAUUCAGGCGACCUGUCCAGCACCUGGACUAGCCGAGCCGAGAAGCUGCGUCAAGCUAUCAACGAAUACUGCUGGGAUGAAUCAUACGGCGCAUUCAAAGACAACGCCACCGACACCACCUUGCACCCCCAGGACGCAAACAGCAUGGCCCUGCUCUUCGGGGUCGUGGAUGCGGACCGGGCCGCCAGUAUUUCUGAAAGACUAACGGACAACUGGACCCCGAUUGGAGCCGUGGCGCCCGAACUGCCAGAGAACAUCUCCCCGUUCAUCUCCUCGUUCGAGAUCCAGGGCCAUCUGACCGUGGGACAGCCACAACGAGCACUGGAGCUAAUCCGCCGCAGCUGGGGAUGGUACUACAACAACGCGAACGGCACACAGAGCACGGUCAUCGAAGGCUAUCUACAGAACGGCACGUUCGGGUACCGCGGUAACCGCGGGUACUACUAUGACACGGCAUAUGUGUCACACUCACACGGCUGGUCGUCAGGACCGACGUCGGCGCUGACGAACUACAUCGUGGGGAUCACUGUCACAUCUCCACUGGGGGCGACCUGGCGCAUUGCCCCGCAGUUUGUCGAUCUGCAGUCCGCCGAGGGUGGAUUCACGACUUCGCUUGGAAAGUUCCAGGCUGGAUGGUCCAAGACAGACAAGGGAUACACACUCGACUUUACGGUCCCGCACGGGACCCAGGGAAACCUCACGCUGCCGUUCGUCGGCACUGCAAAGCCAUCAAUCAAGAUCGACGGGACGGAGAUCACCCGGGGGGUGAAGUACGCCAACUCGACGGCGACAGUGACGGUCAGCGGAGGAGGAACGUACAAGGUGGAGGUGCAGUAG
Messenger RNA from Aspergillus neoniger CBS 115656, 2031 nucleotides. Its product is annotated as putative alpha-L-rhamnosidase B. The record is from RefSeq and is a predicted model, not a curated record. Gene Ontology annotation, biological process: carbohydrate metabolic process. Lineage: Eukaryota; Fungi; Ascomycota; Eurotiomycetes; Eurotiales; Aspergillaceae. Bases 1 to 2031 code for a protein of 676 amino acids. The transcript is spliced from 3 exons.